Molecule: messenger RNA, 1233 nt
Organism: Aspergillus clavatus NRRL 1
Lineage: Eukaryota; Fungi; Ascomycota; Eurotiomycetes; Eurotiales; Aspergillaceae
Product: elongation factor 1 gamma domain-containing protein
Exons: 4
Coding region: 1-1233 (410 amino acids)
Biological process (GO): translational elongation
Cellular component (GO): cytoplasm; nucleus
Molecular function (GO): translation elongation factor activity
Source: RefSeq, a predicted model, not a curated record
AUGGCUUUCGGAAAGCUCUACGGUCUUCCCACCAACGGUCGUACCCUCGCCGUCCUCGUCGCUGCCAAGUGCAACGACGUUGAGCUUGAGCUGGUCGAGACUGAGGCCAACUCUGCUGCGGCCUUCAACCAGUCUGCCGAGUACAAGAAGCUCCAGCCUCUCGGCAAGGUCCCUGCCUUCGAGGGUGCCAAUGGCUUCGCUCUCUCUGAGGCCAUCGCCAUCGCUGUCUACGUGACCUCCCAGAACGAGAAGACCACUCUCCUGGGCAAGACCAAGCAGGACUAUGCUGCUAUCCUCCGCUGGCUCUCGUAUGCCAACUCUGAGCUCUCCCAUAAGGUCGGCGGCUGGUUCCGCCCCCUGCUUGGCCUCGACCCCUACAACAAGAAGAACGUCGAGGAUGCCUCCAAGGCCGCUCUGAAGGCUAUUGCCGUUCUUGAGCAGCACCUCACUGCCAACACCUAUCUCGUUGGCGAGCGCAUCACCCUGGCUGAUUACUUCACCGCCUCUUUCCUCACCCGUGCCUUCGCCACCGUCCUGGACAAGGCCUGGCGCUCGGAGAACCCUGCCACCGCUAGAUGGUUUACCACCAUCAUCAACCAGGCUCCCUUCAAGGCCGUUGCUGAGCCCACCCUCGUUGAGGAGGCUAUCAAGUACACUCCCCCCAAGAAGGAGGAGAAGCCCAAGGCUGCCCCCGCUGCCGCUGCUCCUGCCGCUGCUGAGGAUAAGCCCGAGGCUGAGAAGAAGCCCAAGCACCCUCUUGAGCUUCUUGGCAGACCUACCUUCGUCCUCGACGAGUGGAAGCGCCAGUACUCCAACGAGGACACCCGCCCCGUUGCUCUGCCCUGGUUCUGGGCCAACAACAAGCCCGAGGAGUUCUCUCUGUGGGCUGUUGACUACAAGUACCCCAAGGAGCUGAAGCUCACCUUCAUGGCCAACAACCUGAUCGGUGGUUUCCACGCCCGUCUUGAGGGUUCUCGCAAGUACCUCUUCGGUGCCCAGUCUGUCUACGGUACCAACUACGACUGCGUCAUCCGCGGUGUCUUCCUGGUCCGCGGCCAGGAGUUCGAGCCCGCUUUCAACGUCGCUCCCGACUGGGAGAGCUACGACUUCCGCAAGCUCGACCCCUCCAACCCCGAGGACAAGAAGCUUGUUGAUGACAUGUGGGCUUGGGAUGCCCCCGUCACUGUCGACGGCAAGGAGUACCCCCACGUUGACGGCCACGUCUUCAAAUAG